CAUGCUGCCCGCCUCCCUUGCGCGGGUGCGGGCCUGCCGGGAGUGGCGGCGGAUCGUGCCCGGCGGAUGGGCGCUGCUGGGGCCGGGGCCUUGCCCGGGAUGGUGGCAGAGCAUCGGAACGCAGGCCGGGGGGCUGCGAGCUGAGAAAGCCGGCGGUGAGAGCAAACACGUGUCGGUGCAGAGGGCUCAGCGAGAGGAAACUCUGCUAUCAGCUGCUCAGAAAGUGAAAGAAGCUGGAAGAGACUUCACCUAUUUCAUUGUGGUGCUUGUUGGAAUUGGUGUUACAGGUGGUUUGUUCUAUGUGAUUUUUAAAGAGCUGUUCUCUUCUUCUAGUCCAAGUAAGAUCUAUGGAGAUGCCUUGGAGAAAUGCAGAUCUCACCCUGAGGUAGUUGCUGUUUUUGGUGACUCUAUCAAAGGUUAUGGGGAGGCAACAAGAAGAGGAAGACGACAGCUUGUCAGAAUCCUGAGAGAGGGCAACUGGAGGUCCGCUACAUAUUUGUGGAUGUGGACACCUACCCCAGGAGAAUCAUCAUCGUGGAAGACAACAGAGAGACUACGAUCAGAGCUGCUGCUCGCAUGGGGUGAUGCUGCUGGGGGCAGUCUGGACAGCAGCUGUUGGAUGUUCUCAACUUCGUCUUGCAUCUCUGAGGCUGCCUUACAGGAAAUACCUUCUCAGGGCCUCUAUUAAGGUCUUUUAGAAUAACAGCUGCAGGAUUUGAAGUGAAGAUGAUGAAUUAGAGUAGAGCUGUCACAUCUGGCAGAUACUUCUGGCUCGUAAUGAAGAGUUUAAUGCUGGAUAAUGCUUCUGCACACCCAAAAACUCAGUCUUCAAAGACUUUAGGUUUGGAUGGGAAGGUUUUUGUCUUCCUUUGUUUGGAUUUCCCACUAUCAUGGCAAUAAAGAAUGUGGUAUUUUAUGUUUGGACAAACUCACUUUUUUUAUUUUGGGUGACUCGAUAUCCAGAGAUCACUUCCAACCCCUGCCGUUGUGAGAGUGAUGCAGAGGAGAUCUAGGCCAGAGGCAUGCAAGGACAGCAGUUGGGUUAGAGUUAGGAUUUGGGUUGGAAGGGAUCUUGCAGAUCGUAUAGCCCCAUAGGCAGGGACACCUUCCACUAGCCCAGGCUACUCAAGGCCUCACCCAGCCUGGCCU
Messenger RNA from Dryobates pubescens (Downy woodpecker), 1149 nucleotides. It is a transcript of the gene TIMM21, whose product is annotated as translocase of inner mitochondrial membrane 21. The transcript is spliced from 5 exons. Lineage: Eukaryota; Metazoa; Chordata; Aves; Piciformes; Picidae. The record is from RefSeq and is a predicted model, not a curated record. Gene Ontology annotation, biological process: protein import into mitochondrial matrix. Gene Ontology annotation, cellular component: TIM23 mitochondrial import inner membrane translocase complex. The coding region runs from base 2 to 688 and encodes 228 amino acids.